Molecule: messenger RNA, 438 nt
Organism: Humulus lupulus (European hop)
Lineage: Eukaryota; Viridiplantae; Streptophyta; Magnoliopsida; Rosales; Cannabaceae
Exons: 1
Coding region: 1-438 (145 amino acids)
Source: RefSeq, a predicted model, not a curated record
AUGGAGUUCUCAGUAGGCGAGUUUGUGUUUUUCAGAGUCUCGCCAAUGGAGGGGGCUAUAUGUUUUGGCAUGAAAGGGAAGUUCAGCCCAAGAUACAUAGGUCCAUUUGUGAUUUUGGACAGAGUUGGGCAAGUUGUAGACCGAUUGGCAUUGCCUUCAAAACUCGCUGAAAUGCAUAAUGUCUUUCACAUCUUGAUGUUGUGUAAGUACAUGUCGGGUCCCUCCAAUGUUUUGAGUUAUGAGCCGUUGCAGUUGAAGCAAAACUUGAGUUAUGAUGAACAACCUGAGCAUAUCAUCAAAGAGGGAGUCAAGGAACUAAGGUUCAAGAAGAUUCCAUUAGUUAAGGUCUCAUGGAAGCUUAGUGUGGAGAGAGAAGCAACAUGGGAGUUGGAGGAAGACAUGAAAGAGAGGUACCCUGAGUUGUUUGGUAAGAAAUAA